Messenger RNA from Procambarus clarkii (red swamp crayfish), 4473 nucleotides. RefSeq names its product M protein, serotype 24. The record is from RefSeq and is a predicted model, not a curated record. Lineage: Eukaryota; Metazoa; Arthropoda; Malacostraca; Decapoda; Cambaridae.
GUGUCCACACGCCCUCUCCCUUCUCCACACCACACAAUACACCCAUAGUCCAGUUGUGUGUACACAAUACAUAUAUACCCAUACAUCCACAGCAGAAACAGGGGCUAGAAAUCCGCAAUAUUCAAGGCAGGAGAGUGCAGUGUUGUGAAGGCUCGACAUAGGUCGCUCCGGACGUAUUAGCGAGAGUGUCUGCCUCAGGUCCGAGCCCAAGUAUGCAUGUCGGGCAGCCAUCGAUUCGCAAGUGAUAUAGAUCCUUCACUGGUGGAGGUGAGGCAGGGAUGGGGUGUGGACGACGCUGUGGGUGUUGGGCUCUGAGUGAGCUGGAGUUGGAACGCUCCAGACACCAAGCUACACUAGAGGAGAACACCCGCUACCAGAGGCACAUCCAGGAGCUGCGUGACGAACUAUCGACCUUACAUUCUACCGUAGCUGACCUUGAACGACGCUACUCUGACCUCUCAGCACGCUACCGGGGCACCGUAGCUUCUCUGGACGAGGUCAAUGACACAACUUUAAGAUUGAAAGACCACUCUUCCGACCUGGUCGACCAGAACCGUCGCCUCAGAUCCAACUGUGAGAAACUGGAGGAGGAGGCAAGGCUCCUGCGGGAGGAGCUGGAGAGCGCCCGAGCCCAUGCCGAGGAGGAACAUAGGCGUCGAGUAUCCAGCGAAGUCUCCCUCAGUAGAGAUCUGGUCGACGCAGAGAGGAAAUGUCACGUGAAACUUCGUCGGGCUCAUUCCCUCCACGAUAUAGAUAAGCAACACCUUCGUCAUGACCUGGACCGCCUUCAACACGCCCUCCACCGGGAGAAAAAGAACCACCAAAUGACAUUACGCGAUCUCUACCGUCAUUAUCCCUACACAUACUGCGGACCCCAUAGCAUCUACAACUGCCACGACUGCUACCAUGAUCCCAUGCUACUAGACUAAGUAAACUGGAUAUCAUAUCUCAAAUAACCGAUGGCAACGAAUUGUACACUUAUUAUGCGACCAAUGAGCUUAGGGCCAAUCAAAAACUGAUGGCAACGAAUUGUACACUUAUUAUGCGACAAAUGAGCUUAAGGCCAAUCAACCGCGGGAAGGUUAUCAAGGCCACACAAGAACUUAUUGACCUUGUACAUAUUACUAAAUAUAACCAAGGACUAGGUAACUCAAUAUUUGGACAGAAAAUGGGGUAGCCUAAUGAUGUAUAAUAUAUCUCCCAAGCUUACUGACCAACCAGAGGACAUACUUUAGUCCCGAAAAUAGCACAUUAUAAAGUAAACUCAGAGUAUAUAUCAUGAAAAACAGAAUCAAAUUUCGGCUUAUUUAUCCUAUUACGACCACUCCGAUUUGUUGGACUUCACGAUAAGGGAGCCUAUAGGUAGUUAUUUGGCCAAAGCGCUCGUAUUACAUUCACAAAGGUAAUAUAGAAGGCAUGGUGGUGCGCUGGGAUUAAGGCCAAUCAACCUUUGGAGGGAUAUUUGAUUACUAGUACUUACUGACCAACCAGCAAGAAUACUUUUUUCCUGAACAUCGAUGUUUACCAUUUCCUCUCUGUUCAGGACGAUGUUCAUUAAGUCCUGAACAUCGUUCAGGACUAAAGCAAACUCUCUGUGUAUAUUUACCAAAAACGAGCGCUACACUUUUUAGAAUUUACACAGAGAAUUUCUGAGAGAUAUGUUGGAAUUCUAAUAAUGCUGAUGAUAUACAAGAAUGUAUACGCAGGUGUAUAAAGCUUUUUCUAUGUACACUUAAAGUUUACUAAUGUCGUGGGCUAUGCUCAGCUUUAAUGUAUAUUUGAUGGUUGGUCAGCAUCAACCCAAUUCAAAAAGACCAUAGUAUUGAUCUACUUAUUAAGUACUGUAUAAUGCAGUUCCUCAGCAUUUAACAAUAACAUACAGUAUAUUUUCAUACCUUCAUUUCAGCUCCAAUACACCAGUUUCCUUUUGCAGAGAAAAAAGGAUGAGCCUCAAUGCAGAUAAAAAAAAAUAUACUAGUAAACACCCAUAGAAAAUUAGCAGUAGUAUUUAUCAAAUUUAAAAUUUAAAAUAUAAAUCAGUACUAAAUAUGUAAAGCCUAAACUUAAAAAUAAAUUCAAUCUAGAUAACGCUACGGUGUCGAUUCAUAUUUCCUCAUAUUUGUUAGUAAAAUAGUACAGCAGUAGCAGUGACCUAUUCGCUUCAGACGUUUCAUAUAAAUUGGAAUAUCUUUUCCAAAACAGUAUAGCAUUAAAUGGCAUAUCUCAUCCAACCUUGGAACACCGGAAGGAACUUGUGCUGGCAGAGCAAAGGUUCCACUCCAUUUGGGUAAGCUGUAAUUAUUUGAAAAAGAGCAGUGCCUUCUGAAGAGAAUUUCGAGAAACUUACAUAAUGAACCUUAACGCAAUAAAUCCAGCACCAGUUGGAUACAGGACUAUGGGCUACUAUAAUAUCUGAAUAAAAUGAUAAUUGCUUUGUCCUCAUAUUAAAAUAGCGCAGCACUCCAGAGGUCUGAAUGUAACAAUUAUCCUCAAGUUAGGAUUCACUAUAUAUUCUCUCACACUGAGGUGGUGCUCCACAUUCUCAAAUAUUUACAUGAAGAGGUACCAUGUCUAGUGGCCUCGAGGGGAACAGGAAGUUAGCGGCUCGUCAAAGGUUUUAUCAUUGUUCCCAUAGAUUAACAAAGCGUACAGCUUAUUUCCCAUUAACUCAGGGAAGGAGCUGAAUGCCGGAUGGGAAAUGUUGCUCUGGCAACUACAAAACCAAUAACCACUUAAUACCUUUUGAAGAUAUAAGCAUCAGACGAUUGUUAAUUAUUUUAAAGGUUGAAUUAAAGGUUGAGGUCUUCUUUGGAGAAUAAAGUUAAAAUUACAGUUUCAGCAGAAUGUAAUUAGCUCAAACUACUUUAGGAAAGAAUGAACCUAACUGUACUUUGAACCAAUAAUAGUUAGCCAUAUUUGACAGUUCUAUUAAUAGUUGAACUGGAAUGUAGUUGCGAAAAUUCUUUACUACUGAUCAAGCUUCCCCUUCUUUUCAUACAGGUAAUAUCCCUAUUUUAUUUGAUAUUAAAAUAUUUUAAUUAUUCAAAAACCAAGAGACAAAAUGUAGCGACAUUAUCAACCAAUUAACGACCAGCUGAUGGUUUAUCGUAUAACCACCUAUUAAUAAAAUGUUGAACUGGUAAAUCUUCGAUGCCAAAAAUGUAAAAUAUUUAAGACACCCUUUCAACUAAAGCUAGAUGCUGCCAUUUUCGAUGAAAGUACAACGCAAGUUACAGAAAGCCAUUCCGUAACAUAUUUUGGACUAACUAUAAUAAAUAUUGAUAUCGCCGAACCUAGCAAAAAUAGUAUGUUGAAAAAUAAUAAAUGUACACAAUUUAAGUUUUCUACUAGUUACUUAUGCUUUAAAUAUAUAUAGGCUAAUCAUGUGCACAUAUUCUAAUUUAUCUAAAUGGAUUUCUAUUUGUGGUAAAUUUGACAAUUUCUAACUUUCGAAUGAUAUAACAAGAACAUGCAUUUUUCUAUAUUAAAGUACAUACUUUCGUUUCAGCGCCUGUUUCAGUUUUUAAUAACAUUGUAAAUAUAAGACAUAGAGAUACCACGUUGGUUGGUGUUGGGAUUGAAGCUUAACCUCUGAAUGAUAUCAAAGUCACCAUAGUACAAUUAUUGACCACCAGAAAGUAUACUUUAAUGCUUAACAUUGUUCAGAGCUAUAAUUAAUUCCUCGUGUCUUUACACCAAGUGCAUAGACACCAAGUGUCUAUAUUCCAUGUGUGCAGCCACUGUCACUCCACGUUGAUGACGGAUGCAGUGUGAAGGAAUUGUAUUAUUUACCGUCAAUGCUGUCAACAUAUAAGUACCUGUCAUGCCUGUCAGUUUACCGUAACAAAGCAUUAUAGAUUUCUAGAACUGGCGUAAUAAAAUGUAUUAACUGUUGAGGAGUCUUUGCCUAUUAUAAUAAGUCAUUUAUAACAAAUACAGAGGAUAGUUUUACGGUGGUUACUCAGCAUUUGUGUAUCUAUCAAGCCAUUAAUCCCCCCACAGUAGUAAAGGUCUACGGGCUCACCAUAGCCCGUGCUACUUGGAACUUUAUGUUCCAGGUAGCACGGAAUCUUUAACAACAACAACAACCCCCACAGUAGCUUAUUGACCGGCCACACUGUACUUUAGUACUGAACAUUGUCCAGGACAAAAUUAAAUACUCUCGAGUGUAUAUACGUCGAGAUUUUGGUUACACCUUUCUGUGUAAUUAUAAGGUGCGGCAAUUUACUCUCGACAGCAGCUGACGUGGUGUGUCUGUUAAUACCUCACGAAUUAUUUUUGUCUUAUAUACUUCAUUUGAACUAUGCCGAACACAGAGCUUUAUGUGUUGUGUAACUAGCCAUUCAUUCCCAUAUAAUGGUUCCUACACUAAAUGGUAUUCAUCAUAUUAGUGUACACUACAUAAUUUAUAACAUAAGGCGACGAUAACCUAAUUAGCUUAGUUUCUCAGCAUGUAACAAUAACGAAAAUAAA